GCAGGCUGGUACCUGGUGUGGAAGUUGUUCCUGUCUCGGUUCCGGUUCGUGCGGGAGUUGCUGGGCGGGGCUAACGAUACACCUCCGGGCACCGAGGGGCGGCGCACCAGGAAGGUGCGCAGAGAUUGAGCCAUGAACAUCCGAUGUGCGCGGCCGGAGGACCUCAUGAACAUGCAGCACUGCAACUUGCUGUGCCUGCCCGAGAACUACCAGAUGAAGUACUACUUCUACCACGGCUUGUCAUGGCCUCAGCUCAGCUAUGUGGCAGAGGACGAGAAGGGACAGAUAGUGGGCUACGUGCUGGCCAAGAUGGAGGAGGACACAGAGGACGCACCGCACGGCCACAUCACGUCUCUGGCCGUGAAGCGCUCGCACCGCCGGCUCGGACUUGCGCAGAAGCUCAUGGACCAGGCGUCACGUGCCAUGGUGGAAUGCUUCAAUGCCAAGUACGUGUCGCUGCACGUGCGCAAGAGCAACCGCGCGGCCCUCAAUCUCUACACCACCACGCUCAAGUUCGCCAUCUCCGAAAUAGAGCCCAAGUACUACGCAGACGGAGAGGAUGCCUACGCCAUGAAGCGCGACCUGUCCUCGUUCGGGGCCAAGCUGCCACUGCCGGCGCCACCCAGCCCGCCCCAGUGAUUGCCGUGUUUUUGGGCGAAGGCUGGAGUUGCUGUGUUCUGCACGUGUUGUGCACGUUCUGCAGGACGCUGUGAUCUUGCAGUACUACAGAGUCUAAUAGGUAUCGAGGGAAACCACACAGAUGUGCUGUGCGGAAAGGUAUGGGUUGGACGCUCAUGACAUGUACAUGCUUGUGAUGUUCCAUGGAUUUGGAUUGAGGCAUUGCCACUACAUGCUAUACCACGGGCAUCGUCAUUCCAAUCAGUCAUGCUUAUUAACGAUUCUCCUGACUGCAGCCAACUGGAUCCUGUGUCAUUGGACUAUUUCUGCACUAUUUCUGCUCGUACAUUCACACACAUCAUUGCCACAUCUCCUUGCUUUGUCAUUAUCCUUGAAAACCUAUGACUCUGUAACACUUGGUCAGCUCUUUAAAUAAUUUUGGACUUGUUUAUGUAAUUGUAUUUGCCAGUAAUGUCACAUGGUAUUGUCCAUAUCUGAGAAAUUCAUUGCUGAGCUCAUGGUUUGAGACAUAGUGCAAGUGCGCAAGUACACAGAGGUAGCAACGCCAUGCUCGGCUGUAGCCAAGAUUACCAAUGCUCAAUCAUCAGGCAAGGAACUAGCCCUUGCCUUUUUGGGUUUUCAAUUAUUGUGCUAUAGUUUCAGUUAUGGAUUUUUAAUCAAAAUAUUUGAAGUGACAGGACAAAAUAAUAUUUGACCUGUUCAUAUUUAUCAACAAGCCUCCCAACCUGUGAUGUUCACAAUGUUUCAUGCAGAUUAUUGCAAGAGUCAUCACAAUUACCCUGGUUACAGUUACACCUACAUCUCAUCCUUCGGAGCUGUUUGUAAACUGCUGCUUGAUGUUUGAUAGCUCUCAAAAUAGAUAGGAAUAAUCCAUGACAAAAGCCAAGAAAUGAAUACUUUGUUACUUCUCUAUUCGGAUAUCUUUGUGCUCACCGGAAAUUAGCUAUAGUUGGAGAAGAGAAGCACAGUUACAUUGACAGCACCACUGCCAUCAGAAACUUUACGGUUACUGUCAUGUGUUUGUCCGAGCCAGCCUUCAACCUUCGCAAGGCUGAAGUUCCACAUCAAUAAGAAUUCCUGUAUUUGCCAUAGUUUUCCUGGGUGAUUUGUACAAGUUUUUAAUUGUGAUAUACUAUCUGAAUUGCUAUUAAAGUCAAAUCUUGCUGUUACAACUACUA
Bacillus rossius redtenbacheri is the source of this 1817-nucleotide messenger RNA. It is a transcript of the gene vnc, whose product is annotated as N-alpha-acetyltransferase 10. The coding region runs from base 133 to 639 and encodes 168 amino acids. The record is from RefSeq and is a predicted model, not a curated record. Gene Ontology annotation, molecular function: protein-N-terminal-glutamate acetyltransferase activity; protein N-terminal-serine acetyltransferase activity. The transcript is spliced from 2 exons. Gene Ontology annotation, cellular component: NatA complex. Gene Ontology annotation, biological process: N-terminal protein amino acid acetylation. NCBI's taxonomy places the organism in Eukaryota, Metazoa, Arthropoda, Insecta, Phasmatodea, Bacillidae.